Molecule: messenger RNA, 669 nt
Organism: Arctia plantaginis
Lineage: Eukaryota; Metazoa; Arthropoda; Insecta; Lepidoptera; Erebidae
Source: the annotation of a GenBank genome assembly
AUGGCUGAAAAGUUUGUUAUUGAAUGCGCGCGAUCAUAUCGAAGACGUGACCCCAGCACAGUACUUGUGGCAAUCCCGAAUCCCGUGUCUUCACCUCGGUCGCCCAUUGCCAGUAAUUCAUAUAAAAACAUGUCUCCGAGCGGAGUAUUCGCCUUAGCACUGUGCGGUUUCGCGGCGAUCUGCUCUUUAUCUGUCACUAAUGCCCAGGCGCUUGCCUCGCCAUACGACGCAUCAUCAGCUAUGUCCGACAGCCGGAGCGGAUGGGACGCGUUAGGAGGACUCUACGCGCUGCUGGCACAACACGACGCUCUUGGCGGCCACGCACUUGCUCGCAAAUCUGUUAGAUCACCCUCUCGCCGCCUUCGUUUUGGACGUCGUUCCGAUCCUGACAUGCCUCCCCAGGCUCCCCUUGACGAGAUGGAUGAGCUGUUGUCCCUCCGCGACGUACGCACCCCCGUCCGCCUACGCUUCGGCCGCCGCUCCGACGAACGCGCGGUACCCCACAUCUUUCCCCAAGAGGAACAAGACCGUGCCGUACGUGCUCCCUCGAUGCGCCUUCGGUUUGGCCGUCGCUCAGACAACAACAUGUUCUUACUGCCCUACGAAUCGACCCUGCCCAAGGAAGUGAAAGCCAACGGCUCCGUUGAAGACGAUAGACAACAGGAAUAA